AUGGGCGAAUUUUUAGAGAUCCAUCUGGGAUGGGAUCCGUUCGCCACCUCGCGGAAACCGCCGUGGACGUUGGCUUCACGGAAACCGCCAUCGACGUGUCCCCCUUCUUCAACAUUUGGUAACAAAAUGGUUUUUAGGAUCACACUUAGCUACAAUGCUACUCCUAAAGUUCAGUAUGAUGGUUGCCGCAGCUUUUUCUCAGUUUCUGAUCCUGAAGAAAGGGAAAUAGUUGUGAUUUGA
This is a messenger RNA of Microthlaspi erraticum, 240 nucleotides long. Lineage: Eukaryota; Viridiplantae; Streptophyta; Magnoliopsida; Brassicales; Brassicaceae. The record is from the annotation of a GenBank genome assembly.